AUGAAGUAUCCUUCCUCUAAUCCGAAUUCUCUUUCUCAAUUCAUUGACAUUCUUAAUAAGAACAUAUGUUGUAAUCCUUUUUACUUUUCUGAAUACCUAAACCAUUUCUCAUUAUUCUGUUGCGCAGGAAAAACCCUAGCUCCUCAACCAGAUCUUGAAGAGACUGCCAAGUCGAAGAAUCACACCGCUCACAACCAGUCCUACAAGGCACACAAAAACGGCAUCAAGAAGCCCAAGAGGCACCGCCACACUUUCACCAAAGGGAUGGAUCCCAAGUUUCUGAAGAAUCAUAGGUACACUAGGAAGCACAACAAGAAGGAUGUUGAAUCUGUCACUGAAGAAGAGUAAAGUGCUGGUCAGUGGUCACUGAUGGAGCUAUUUGGAUUCUUAGCUUAGAUUUCUUAUUCAGGCUCUAUAUGUUUUGUUUUGUUUCAAACCUAUCUCUAUAUUACAGUCAUUUUCAUGGUUUGUUCUGAAUCCAGACAUAAUGGAAUGGUUGAUUUGAUAACAUUAUUGUUCUAUUUUGUUGAAGACAUUUAAAUUUUAUCAGAGUUUUAGUUCCCAUAUUAAAUUGAAAAAGGAAAGCU
Molecule: messenger RNA, 587 nt
Organism: Lotus japonicus
Lineage: Eukaryota; Viridiplantae; Streptophyta; Magnoliopsida; Fabales; Fabaceae
Product: 60S ribosomal protein L29-1-like
Exons: 2
Coding region: 1-348 (115 amino acids)
Biological process (GO): cytoplasmic translation
Cellular component (GO): cytosolic large ribosomal subunit; ribosome
Molecular function (GO): structural constituent of ribosome
Source: RefSeq, a predicted model, not a curated record